Messenger RNA from Aplosporella prunicola CBS 121167, 1204 nucleotides. RefSeq lists its product as uncharacterized. The transcript has 4 exons. The record is from RefSeq and is a predicted model, not a curated record. Gene Ontology annotation, molecular function: oxidoreductase activity, acting on the CH-OH group of donors, NAD or NADP as acceptor; NAD binding; NADP binding. NCBI's taxonomy places the organism in Eukaryota, Fungi, Ascomycota, Dothideomycetes, Botryosphaeriales, Aplosporellaceae. The coding region runs from base 64 to 981 and encodes 305 amino acids.
AUCUUCGCCUACUGACGCGCACUUGGUCAAAGCAGAUUACUAUCCAUCUCGCAAAACAUCAAAAUGGCUCCUCAAAUCGCCUGGAUCGGCCUCGGCAACAUGGGCAGAGGCAUGUGCAAAAACUUGGUUGAAAAGGGCAACCUCGACAAGCCGCUGCUCAUCUUCAACCGCACCAAGAAGCGCGCCGACGACCUCUCGGCCCAGCUUCCGAGCGGCAAGUCGGCUGCCGUCGGCACCAUUGACGAAGCUGUCAAGACCUCCGACAUCAUCUUUGCCUGCGUUGGCGACGACAAGGCCAUCAAUGAAAUUGUCGACGCGGCGCUUCAGAACGAUGUCAAGGGCAAGUUGAUUGUAGACUGCUCGACUGUUCACCCCGAAACGUCCGAGGCUCUGGCCAAGAGGAUCACGGAAAAAAGUGCCGGGUUCGUCGCUUGCCCUGUUUUUGGCGCACCCGCCAUGGCCGACAACGGCCAGCUCAUUUGCUUGCCUGCCGGUCCCGCUGAGCUUGUCGACAAGGUCAAACCCUACCUGACGGGCGUCAUGGGCCGGGCCGUCAUCGACUUUAGCGACCAGGCCCCCAGCAAGGCCACGCUGCUCAAGGUCAUCGGCAACACCUUCGUCUUCAACAUGAUUGAGACGCUGUCCGAAGGCCACACCAUGGCCGAGAAGACUGGCCUCGGCACGGAGAACCUGCACAAGUUCGUCGAGCUCAUGUUCCCCGGCCCUUAUGUUGCGUAUUCAAACAGGAUGCAGUCCGGGGACUACCACAAGCGGGAAGAGCCGCUGUUUGCCAUCGACCUUGCCAGGAAGGAUGCCAGGCAUGCCCUCGACCUGGCCAAGAACAACGGUGCUAGAAUGCGUGCCGUCGAGGUUGCGGACGCACACUUCGCCGAUGUACAGAAACACGUUGGCUCCAAAGGUGAUGUUGCAGGCAUCUACGGCGCCGUGAGACAAGAGAGCGGCCUGAAGUAUGAGAACUAGAGGCCAGCAAGGCUGUCCGCUCCAAAUCUAGGAACAACGACGAAUGUGAUGCCUGAUGUCUCCAUAUUCUCCCUACAACUCGUCAAAUCGUGAGAGCUUCCUUGAACGUUAUCUGGAUAUGGUACAGCUUCUCUUUUGUUUUGAUGCAACCGGAUGACACUCGUCUCCUGCACUACAGUCAAGACUGAAUACAGCAUUUGAGCUGGUCAGCAGCAUCCGAGUG